Camarhynchus parvulus is the source of this 2154-nucleotide messenger RNA. RefSeq names its product ubiquitin conjugating enzyme E2 Z (gene UBE2Z). NCBI's taxonomy places the organism in Eukaryota, Metazoa, Chordata, Aves, Passeriformes, Thraupidae. The record is from RefSeq and is a predicted model, not a curated record. Gene Ontology annotation, biological process: negative regulation of apoptotic process. Gene Ontology annotation, cellular component: nucleus. Gene Ontology annotation, molecular function: cysteine-type endopeptidase inhibitor activity; ubiquitin conjugating enzyme activity.
AUGGCGGAGAGCCCGGCGGCCGAGGACGCGGCCCCGGCCCCGGCCGCGGUGCUGGCGGCGGGCGGCGGCGGCAGCGCCUCGCCCAGCGCCGCCGGCUCCGCGGGCAGCCCCGGCGUCUUCAUCCCCGCCGAGCUCUGGGCGGCCGCGGGCUUCGGCGCGGCCGCGGCGCCCGGCACCGGCGUGGCUCCCGGUAGCGGCGGCGCCCCGAUGGCGGCGGCGGCGGCGGGGGCCGCGCUCCUCACGCACUCCGCCUUCUGGGACCCCACGGUCAGCGGCGACUGGGACAGCGAGCGGCCCAGCCCGGCCUGCCUGCUGCGGAUCAAACGGGACAUCAUGUCCAUCUACAAGGAGCCGCCGCCGGGGAUGUUCGUUGUGCGACCCCACGACAUGACCAAGAUCCACGCGCUGAUCACGGGCCCGUUCGACACCCCCUACGAGGGCGGCUUCUUCCUGUUCCUGUUCCGCUGCCCGCCCGACUACCCCAUCCACCCGCCCCGCGUCAAGCUCAUGACCACGGGCAACAACACCGUCAGGUUCAACCCCAACUUCUACCGCAACGGCAAGGUCUGCCUCAGCAUCCUGGGCACGUGGACAGGCCCGGCCUGGAGCCCGGCGCAGAGCAUCUCGUCGGUGCUGAUCUCCAUCCAGUCCCUGAUGACCGAGAACCCGUACCACAACGAGCCCGGCUUCGAGCAGGAGCGGCACCCCGGGGACAGCAAGAACUACAACGAGUGCAUCCGGCACGAGACCAUCCGCGUGGCCGUGUGCGACAUGCUGGAGGGAAAGUGUCCCUGCCCCGAGCCCCUGCGGGGCGUCAUGGAGAAAUCCUUCAUGGAGUACCUGGACUUCUACGAGGGCGUCUGCAAGGAGAGGCUGCACCUGCAGGGCCAGACCAUGCAGGACCCUUUCCGGGGCGGCACCGAUUACCAGGCGCUGCUGGGGCGGCUGCAGGCGCUGCGGGCGCGGCUGCACGAGCGGCAGCAGCAGCAGCAGCAGCAGCAGCAGCAGCAGGACAGCGCCGACAUGGACUCGGAGAGCAGCUCCUCGGAGGCCGAGCCCGAGCCGCACGGCUGCCCCAGGGCUUAGGAGGGCCCGGCCCGGCCCGGGACUGCAGCACAGCCGGGCCGCGCAGAGCCGCGGGCUCCUCCUCCUCCUCUUCCUCCAUCCCUCCCUCCCCGAGGGCCGCCGGGACACAAACCCGAGGAUUCCCCCCAAAAAAAACCACAGAGACAAAGCCCAGCUCGGCACAGGCUCCUCUUGGACAAAGGUACUUCCUGGCAUUGUGGCAUCAGGUUGUUUUUGGGGGUUUUUUUUUUUUGGACAACACCUACACUGGUUGGGGUUAUUAUUUUUGGUUUUUGGGGUUUUUUUUUUUUUUUCCAGGUUUUUUUUUUUUUUUUUUUUUUUUCCUCCGUUCGAUUAAAGAAUGAGCUCUAGACUGCAAAUCCUCGAGAGCUUUUGUGCUCCUGGGCAGGGAGGGAGCAGUGGGAGCUGGGGCCUCCCUGGUGUCUCUGUUGCAGGCAGAUUAAAGGAAUUCUCACUGCUGCAACCGCGGCUCCUUGCCCAAAGCUCUGCCCGAGCCCCGGGGCCCUUUGGAUCCUUCAUGGGAACGGCAGGAACCCGUGCGCUGGUUCACCCUGGAGGUUUGGGGAAGGGAGGAUGAGGAGGGAGCGCCAAGAUGAGUUUGUUUCUUUCCGUGAUAUCCAACUCAGCCUUUGAGGAGGGGGUUUUCUCCUGCUGGAGCUCUUCUUUCCUCACCUGCAAUUCUCUGCUGCACACCUGGGUGUCGCCUGCGGUGUCCCCUCCCUGCGCCGUGCCACCCCAGCUGGGCUCUGGGACAAACUCCUUUGCCAAACUUGGUGAAUUUCUGCAUUUUUGGGGGUCCUGGGGCUGCUGAGAGCGGGGUCCGUGCCGUGGGUGACACGGAGAGGUGGCAGUGGCAGUGCCACCCCCCCCAGCCCGGGCUGGAGGUGACGAUUCCCCGCUGGAGCAGGAGCUCAGCGUUUCACUUUGCACGGUAGGGACGCAAAAUUGCUGCACGAAAUCCUGCAAAAAAUCCUGCGAAAAAUCCUGCAAAAAAUCCUGCAAAAAAUCCUGCAAAAAAUCCUGCAAAAAAUCCUGCAAAAAAUUCUGCAAAAAAUUCUGCAAAAAAAU